CAUCAUAGUAAAAUGCGAAUCUUGUCCAGUCCUGUCAGAGGGACUGGACUGCUGUGGUUGCGUCGGCACUUCCUGUUGGGAAUGAUCGAUACUUUAAAGUGAAGCCUGUUGCAGGAGGAGGCUGAAAAACAACUGUCAUCAAAUGACAAGGAGUCCUGGAUUCAGUGACCGAUUAGUUCAUAAGGGAUCCAUGAGCUGGUGAGAUGGAGGAAGCUUACAGUGAACUGUACCAGCAGUUUCUCCACCUGAGGUCGCUUUGCCUGAGACAGGCAGCUCUGCUACAUCAACUCACAACAGCAUUGCAGAAACAGCCAGGUGCCGCUGUUUCUAAUGGAGAGUUGGGUGAUUUGAUGUCCAUCCCUGUCCAGUGUACCCAAGAAAUCCCUGUAUAUUUCCACGAAAAGCAUCAAACUUCCAAAUCAUGCAACCCUGCAGCACAUUGUGGCGUUGUUGGCCUCUCUAAAAACGUGGGGACCUUUUACGAUGUCCUAGCUGAAGAUAUAUCUAAGCUCAAUGUGGAUGUGCCUCAUCAGACGGGAAAGGCAGAUGGGAAGUCUGAGCAAAUGGUUGCACCCCUGUUAAGCUUUGACAUCCCGAGAUUGCAAGGAGCCUGUCCUCAUGUCUCAAAUGAUGCGGGGCACACAGAUAAUCGUGUUGGAGACAGGACAAUGCACACAGUGGGGAUGCCCGCGACAGGAGGCCCCUCCUUGUUUGGAGACAUGCUGAUGUCAGACGUGGUGCUGCAGUCUCAUGUUUGUGAGUUCUGCCAGGCGGUUUUCCCCGGGGACACAGCCACCAGAGGAGAGUUCCUACGCCAUCUGUACACCCACGUCACCUAGACUCAACUGAUCUGUCUUCUCUUCAUGACAUGAGUGUGUCUUUAUCAUUCAGCAACAAGAGUGACGCCAGUGCCAACGUGCCUGCUUUCUUUCACAUAGCCAACAAAAGUCUCCAGUGGUUCCAAAAGAAAAUGAGACUACUUCUACUUUGAUUUCCAAGAUUCACGUUUUCUUGAUGAGUGUAUGUUUCAAGUCUUCUUCAAUAUGUUGAUUUUGUAAACAGGUGCCAAUAUCAAGGCUUCAGAUUGAGUCCACUUUUUACAUUACCCUACAAUGCAGUGUUUAAAUGAUAAGCUAGGUAGCCAGAAAUACAAUGCAAACUCGUGAAACUUCCAUUCCUACUUUGGUGAAUUACAAUGUUUGGAUAAUAGAAACAUUGCUCUACAUAAUGAGAUUAAUAGAUAUUACAUGUGUUUGAAGACCAUAUAGAUCCUGAUGGCUUACACAGCCUUUAAAGGGAAAUAAAUCUCUGAAAUAAAUGGUGAUUUGUAAUGUUCAGGCAAA
Messenger RNA from Trematomus bernacchii (emerald rockcod), 1343 nucleotides. RefSeq lists its product as uncharacterized. The transcript is spliced from 5 exons. Gene Ontology annotation, biological process: canonical NF-kappaB signal transduction. NCBI's taxonomy places the organism in Eukaryota, Metazoa, Chordata, Actinopteri, Perciformes, Nototheniidae. The coding region runs from base 204 to 839 and encodes 211 amino acids. The record is from RefSeq and is a predicted model, not a curated record.